CCACGCGGUGUUCGAGAAAACCGGUCCCAUGUCGAUGUUGCGCGAAUCUUGGACUCUCACUUUCGGUUUGUGCGCGUCCGAUGUGAGGAUGCGGCCGCCGGCGCAGCUCUGGAUACUUUGCAUCACAGGCGUCCUGUGGUGCAGCCAGUCCUGGAACCAAGGAUCGAGCGCCUGGGCCGCCUCGACCGCCCUGGGGCAGCACUCGUCCAACGGCUCCAGUCCCGUCCGCAGCAAUGGCGGCUCGUGCCACAACGAAGAGGUGUCCGAGUGCGUGAGCAAGCUCGACCUGCUCUCGCAGAACAAGAGCCUGGCUUUCGCCACAACAGAGCCCGAACUCACGCGCAUCUGCGACCACCUGACGGGUGCCAUGGAAUGCGUGAACGGCUUCACGCAACGUUGCUUCAACGACAAGCAGCGCGACAUCUACAAGAGGCUGACAAGCGGAGCAGCACAGCUCAUUGAAGACUUCUGCCGCCAGGGCUCGCAGUUCAGGGAGACGUACCUGAAGCACUCCAAAUGCUACAAACAGCUCCAGGACGACUACAACAAGUGCGCCUCCGUGUACAUGCAACAGAGGGCAGAACUUCAGGGACAAGUGCUCAGCGCCCAGGAUAAGAUAAGGCAUUCCUGCUGUCAAAUGGACGGCUACAAGCAGUGCGCCAAGGCGGCCGUUCUCGCCCGCUGCGACGCCGAAGCCGCAGAACUCGCCGAGGACAUCAUCGUCAAGGCCGGUGGCUACCUGGUGUCCACCCACUGUUCCGGCUACCGCAUCGACGAGCCAAGCUGCAGCGGCUGUGCAAUGUUCUCGGCCUUGAUGGGACUCGUGCUUGCCUCGCUGCUCCUGCAAGCUUCGCUCUAGACUCGAACAGCGAAGACACCUGCGUUUGUCCUCCUGCUGAACAUGGCGAGGGACCUUCGAUCAAAGGCAUCAGACGACGUCCUCUGCUCGGAUCCGAAAUCAGGCCAAUCUACAAAGUCUCCAGAACUCGCUGCGUUUGGUGGUGCGCGUAUGUGCUCAGGAAUCUCUGAGGACUCGAAACUUUGCGACGGACACGUUAGGCUUAGACGUCAACUCGGUGGGCCUAGUGUACUUGCAGGGCAGAGUCUCCGAGUGUGCUCGAAAGAGGAACAAUAUUGUGGGAGCAUCCUCGGUUCUCAGGCCGGCACCCGUCGGGCGCGCGGCUCUUGCAGCGAAGAGAAUGCUCGGCGUGUCAAGAGGCGAUAAUGCUGUCUAGAGCUUUUUAUAGGCCUAGCUGGACGCUUACAAAUCCAGACGCCAGAAUUCCUUCCAGUAGACUGCCCAGAGUUUGUUGUAAGAUGCGGAGAAUUUCUGGUGCCGCCAGUUCUCACAUUCCCAACCCAGAGGAACUCGAUAGAGCGAGCAGUUUCGGUAUUUCUCUGGCAGCAUCGUUAUCUGUGGAGCUAGAAAAAUCUAGAUAAUUUCAAGGCAGCUGCCAUUCUCCGUCGAUGCUGAGAGAAUCGUACGGUCAGAAAGGACCAAAAGACGACGGAGUGUAAAUACCUUUAUGGCGUAUCUGUUUGCUAAUCAACCAGCUCUUCAUUCAAUGUUGCGCUUGCCGAAGGUUUCGCUUCAUCAAAGUAGUUGCGUCCACAUGAAAUUUUUCACAUUCUUUCGCUGCUUCUAAAAAAAAACAUUUUUCGACGUUGACCGAAGCUAUACUCCGUUUCACCUAAGUACUCCACAGUCGAAGCUGCGAUUCCGUAGAGCCGUCUCAAGCAGCUCCAAAAGUGUAGCGUCACGACGCUGGUUGGUUUGGUGGGUUUGCUAUCAGCGGCAAAACCAAUCAUGCUCAUAACAAAAAAAAAAAAAAAACACAAAAAACGCCGGAUCGCGGCACAUUGACCGUGCGUGAUUGCUUUUGCCGGCGAUGGCAAAUGCGCAAAGAUGAUGAGCAUCAUGACGGUGCACUUUUGACGCAGCUUAAUUUUCUCCGUCAAAUCGGACCGUCGGUCGUGGUCGGACUCAAAAUGAAACCAGACUUUACACUUUAGGAACGUUCAGCCAACCAUGCUCGAAGGAGAGUUGAAGAAAUGCCUCGUUGACAACGCGGUCGGGUUUCUUUAUGUGUCGUUGUUAUGAAAGCCUACAAGAAGGUGUUUUUGUUAGUUAUAAAACUUUUUUUUAUAUAUUUUCAGUUGUUAUAAAGGAUUACGUCAAUGCG
Molecule: messenger RNA, 2183 nt
Organism: Ixodes scapularis (black-legged tick)
Lineage: Eukaryota; Metazoa; Arthropoda; Arachnida; Ixodida; Ixodidae
Exons: 5
Coding region: 29-859 (276 amino acids)
Source: RefSeq, a predicted model, not a curated record